AUGCUGCGCGUCAUCUCCACUGCCCGCCAUUGCACGCGAUUCCUCGCGAGCUCGAGCUCGACCUCCCGCCUCACGCCCGAGCUGAAAUCGAAGAUCGAGUCGAUUGUGAAGGCGGAUCCGGUGGUCGUCUUCAUGAAGGGCACCCAAAAAGAGCCCAUGUGCGGCUUCAGCAAAAACGUGAAGCUCGUGCUCGACUUCCACGACGUCAAAUUCAAGGACUACAACGUGCUAGAGGAUCAAGAACUUCGUGAAGGGAUCAAGGAGUACUCGGAAUGGCCGACGAUUCCUCAAGUCUACGUGCGGGCCGAAUUCGUUGGAGGGUGCGACAUUCUCGUGCAAAUGCAUAAAGAUGGGGAGAUCAGCGCGUUUUUGGACGAGAAGCAGAUUGCGAACAAGCACGGCGACGUCAAGGAGACGAAA
Messenger RNA from Mesorhabditis spiculigera, 420 nucleotides. The record is from the annotation of a GenBank genome assembly. NCBI's taxonomy places the organism in Eukaryota, Metazoa, Nematoda, Chromadorea, Rhabditida, Rhabditidae.